Messenger RNA from Octodon degus (degu), 4604 nucleotides. RefSeq names its product integrin subunit alpha 11 (gene Itga11). Gene Ontology annotation, biological process: cell-matrix adhesion; cell adhesion mediated by integrin; cell-cell adhesion. Bases 24 to 3593 code for a protein of 1189 amino acids. Gene Ontology annotation, molecular function: integrin binding. NCBI's taxonomy places the organism in Eukaryota, Metazoa, Chordata, Mammalia, Rodentia, Octodontidae. The transcript is spliced from 30 exons. The record is from RefSeq and is a predicted model, not a curated record. Gene Ontology annotation, cellular component: integrin complex; external side of plasma membrane.
CGGACCGACCCUGCCGCGCGGCCAUGGACCUGCCCCGGGGCCUCGUGGUGGCCUGGGCGCUCAUCCUGUGGCCAGGAUUCACAGACACCUUCAACAUGGACACGCGGAGGCCGCGGGUCAUCUCGGGCCCCAAGACCGCCUUCUUCGGCUACACAGUGCAGCAGCACGACAUCGGAGGCAAGAAGUGGCUGGUGGUGGGUGCCCCACUGGAAACCAACGGCCACCAGAAGACGGGAGACAUUUACAAGUGUCCUGUGAUCCAGGGCAACUGCACGAAGCUCAACCUAGGAAGGGUCACGCUGUCCAAUGUGUCUGAGCGCAAGGACAACAUGCGCCUGGGCCUGAGCCUCGCCACCAACCCCAAGGACAACAGCUUUCUGGCCUGCAGCCCACUCUGGUCUCACGAGUGCGGCAGCUCCUACUACACCACGGGGAUGUGCUCCAGAGUCAACGCCAACUUCCGGUUCUCCAAGACCGUGGCCCCAGCCCUGCAGAGGUGCCAGACCUACAUGGACAUCAUCAUCGUCCUGGACGGCUCCAACAGCAUCUACCCCUGGGUGGAGGUCCAGCACUUCCUCAUCAACAUCCUGAAGAAGUUUUACAUCGGCCCAGGGCAGAUCCAGGUUGGAGUUGUCCAGUAUGGAGAAGAUGUGGUCCAUGAAUUCCACCUCAAUGACUACAGAUCUGUCAAGGAUGUGGUGGAGGCUGCCAGUCACAUAGAGCAGAGAGGAGGGACAGAGACCCGGACGGCGUUCGGCAUUGAGUUUGCUCGUGGGAUUGGAGAAGAAUAUGCCCACGGGGCUGGGCUUCCCCUGGGACACAUGGAGGCCAUGCAGGGGCCAAGCAGCUUGGACAUGACAGUGACUCGUGCUCCGUGUCCUUGGCUCACUCUGGUUCCAGGCGUGACGAGAUACGCUGUGGCCGUCCUGGGCUACUAUAACCGCAGAGGCAUCAAUCCAGAAACGUUCCUAAACGAAAUCAAAUACAUCGCCAGUGACCCUGAUGACAAGCACUUCUUCAAUGUCACUGAUGAGGCCGCCCUGAAGGACAUCGUUGAUGCCCUGGGGGAAAGGAUCUUCAGCCUGGAAGGCACCAACAAGAAUGAAACCUCCUUUGGGCUGGAGAUGUCGCAGACGGGCUUCUCCUCACAUGUGGUGGAGGAUGGGAUUCUGCUGGGUGCUGUGGGCGCCUAUGACUGGAAUGGGGCUGUGCUGAAGGAAACGAGCGGUGGCAAAGUGAUCCCUCUGCGCGAGUCCUACCUGAAGGAGUUCCCUGAGGAGCUCAAGAACCACGGCGCAUACCUGGGGUACACAGUGACAUCGGUCAUGUCCUCCAGGCAGGGGCGAGUGUACGUGGCUGGAGCCCCCCGGUUCAACCACACGGGCAAAGUCAUCCUAUUUACCAUGCACAACAACCGGAGCCUCUUCAUCCACCAGGCUCUGCGGGGUGAGCAGAUAGGCUCGUACUUCGGGAGCGAGAUCACCUCCGUGGACGUCGAUGGUGACGGGGUGACCGACGUCCUGCUGGUGGGGGCGCCCAUGUACUUCAGCGAGGGCCGCGAGCGGGGCAAGGUGUACGUGUACAACCUGAGACAGAGCCGCUUCGCCUACAACGGGACCCUGAAGGACUCCCGCAGUUACCAGAACUCCCGGUUCGGCGCAUCCAUCGCCGCUGUGCGGGACCUCAACCAGGACUCCUACAACGACGCGGUGGUGGGCGCCCCGCUGGAGGACGCCCACCAGGGCGUCAUCUACAUCUUCCGUGGCUUCCGGGGCGGCAUCCUGAAGACGCCCGCGCAGAGAAUCGCCGCUUCCGAGCUGGCUCCUGGCCUCCAGUACUUCGGCUGCAGCAUCCACGGGCAGCUGGACCUCAACGAGGACGGGCUGGUGGACCUGGCCGUGGGCGCCCUGGGCAGCGCUGUGAUUCUGUGGGCCAGGCCUGUGGUCCAGAUCAAUGCCAGCCUCCACUUUGAGCCACCCAGGAUCAACAUCUUCCACAAGGACUGCAAGCGCAGUGGCCGGGACGCCACCUGCCUAGCGGCCUUCCUCUGCUUCAUACCCGUCUUCCUGGCUCCCCAUUUCCAGGCAGAGACUGUUGGCAUCAGGUACAAUGCCACCAUGGACGAGAGGCGCUAUAUGCCACGGGCACACCUGGAUGAAGGGAGUGAUGCCUUUACCAACAGGGCCGCACUGCUCUCCACGGACCAGGAGCACUGCCAGCGGAUCAGCUUCCAUGUCCUGGACACUGCUGACUACGUGAAGCCGAUAGCCUUCUCGGUCGAGUAUUCCCUGGAGGAUCCCGAGUACGGUCCCGUGCUCGACGAGGGCUGGCCCACAACUCUCAGAGUCUCGGUGCCCUUCUGGAAUGGCUGUAAUGAGGACGAACACUGCGUCCCUGACCUGGUGCUGGAUGCCCGGGGUGACCUACCCACCGCCAUGGAGUACUGCCAGAGAGCGCUGAGGAAGCCCGCACAGGACUGCUCGGCCUACACGCUGUCCUUUGACACCACGGUUUUCAUCGUAGAGAGCACGCGACGGCGGGUGGCGGUAGAGGCGACACUGGAGAACAGGGGUGAGAACGCAUACAGCGCCGUGCUCAACAUCUCUCAGUCCCCCAACCUGCAGUUCGCCAGCCUGGUCCAGAAGGACGACUCAGACAGCAGCAUCGAGUGUGUGAAUGAGGAGCGGAGGCUGAACAAGAAAGUCUGCAACAUCAGCUACCCCUUCUUCAGGGCCAAGGCCAAGGUGGCUUUCCGGCUGGACUUCGAGUUCAGCAAGUCCAUCUUCCUGCACCAGCUGGAGAUCCAGCUCAGCUCUGGCAGUGACAGUGACGAGCAGGACAGUACCAAGGAGGACAACACGGCCCUCCUUCGCUUCCACCUCAAGUACGAGGCAGAUGUUCUCUUCACCAGGAGCAGCAGCCUGAGCCACUACGAGGUCAAGGCCAACAGCUCCCUGGAGAGACACACCAUCGGGCCCCCCUUCAGCUGCGUCUUCAGGGUCCAGAAUCUGGGCUUUUUCCCCAUCCAUGGGCUGAUGAUGAAGAUCACCGUUCCUGUGGCCACCAGGGGUGGCAACCGCCUGCUGGUGCUGAGGGACUUCCUCACCAACCAGGUAAACACAUCCUGUAACAUCUGGGGGAACACCACGGAGUACCGACUCACCCCAACGGAUGAAGACUUGAGUCAGGCCCUGCAGCUGAACCACAGCAACUCGGACGUGGUCUCCAUCCACUGCAGCGUGCAGCUGGCGCCCAGCCAGGAGCUCAGCCUCCACUUGCAGGGGAACCUGUGGCUGAGGUCCCUGAAAGCACUCAAGUUCAGGUCCCUGAAGCUCACAGUGAACGCGGCACUGCAGCGGCAGUUCCACAGUCCCUUCAUCUUCCGCGAGGACGACCCCAGCCGCCAGGUCACCUUCGACAUCUCCAAGCAGGAGGACUCAGAGGUCCCCAUCUGGAUCAUCCUGGGCAGCACGCUGGGGGGUCUCCUGCUGCUCGCCCUGCUGGUGCUGGCGCUGUGGAAGCUGGGCUUCUUUAAAAGUGCCAAGCGCAAGAGGGAGCCUGGCGCAGACCCCAGCCCCAAAGUGCUAGAGUGAGGCUCUGGAGGAGGCUCGGAGUUGACGGUCAACCACGGCCCAGGCGGGGUGUAGGCCAGGCCCACGGCCCCACUAAGCUGGAGCAGAAAGGACACUGCUGGCUUUGCACUUGACCUCGACCCCGAGCUCGGCGCCUGCUCCCUCUGGGUUGGAACUUAUGCAGGGGUCGAGGAGCCGCCUGCGGGAGGCUCACAGGGGAGCGCUGCACACCGGGACACAGCGGCACAAAGGGACACAGCGGCACAAAAGUCUGCAGUCAGCCCGUCUCUGGAGGAGCCAGGAGCAAGACUGUAAAUACAAACCAACCGCCCAGCACCUCCAUCUGUGACCCGCUCUGGCCCGGCUCACACCCACCCUUUCCCUCUAGUUGCUCCCUGCCAGAGGCUGGUUGUCCCAGCUGCAGGCCAGGGCAGAGAGCAGCGCUAGAAAGUGAUGUCACACGGGAAGGCGAGACUGGUCACUGCCCUCGCUGCUGGCCAUACCUCCCAGUUGCUUCUGUUCCUAGGUACCUCACUGUGGGCAACAGGAUACUCCUGAGCCCCACUGCAGCCCCACCUGUCUCCUGCAGCCUGCCCCACCCUGCCAGCACAGACUUGCUGGGCUGGCUGCAGCCCAGCAGAGGUGAGAGCUGGGAGUGCUCCCAGCAUCAUGCUCUGUACACACACACACACACACACACACACACACACACACACACGCCUCCCCACCGGGGCAGGAACAGCUCAGCGCUGCUGUGGAGGGGUCCUCUCUGGAAUGCACUGAAUACAGCCUGCCUGCUCAAGGACCCUGUGCCUGUGCAGCCUGGGAAGUGACCAUCUCGCCCACCUGCCUGCAGGUCACGGGAUCCAGGCCACAAAGGCACCCUGAGGACAAGGGGUAUACAGGUGCCCAGUGGAGUAACUUAUGCCUUAACCUUUCUUUGAGGUAGAAGUGAAAGUGGGACUCAGCAAAGGCAUCUGUCCCCCUGUGCAUACGACCUUUACCGUCGUAAAUAUUUCUAAGAAAUUAAAA